Molecule: messenger RNA, 588 nt
Organism: Truncatella angustata
Lineage: Eukaryota; Fungi; Ascomycota; Sordariomycetes; Amphisphaeriales; Sporocadaceae
Product: U1 zinc finger-domain-containing protein
Exons: 2
Coding region: 1-588 (195 amino acids)
Biological process (GO): mRNA splicing, via spliceosome; spliceosomal snRNP assembly; mRNA 5'-splice site recognition
Cellular component (GO): U1 snRNP; nucleus
Molecular function (GO): zinc ion binding; pre-mRNA 5'-splice site binding
Source: RefSeq, a predicted model, not a curated record
AUGCCGAAAUUCUUCUGCGACUACUGCGAUGUCUACUUGACCCACGACUCCAUGUCGGUGCGCAAAGCCCACAACAGCGGUCGUAACCACUUGCGCAACGUCGUCGACUACUACCAGCAAAUCGGUCACGAGAAGGCCCAGUCCGUCAUCGACAGCAUCACAUCCUCCUACGCCGCUGAGGGACAGGCACACGCGAACCCCAUGUUGCCUCAGAACCAGCCUGGCCACGGCGCAGCCCCCGGCUUCCCCGGCGGCAUGCCACCUCCCUUCCCAGGUAUGCCGCCUCUGCCCGGCAUGCCAGGUGCCCCUCCCCUGCCCCCCGGUGCUUUCGGCGGUCAGGGUCUGCCUCCUCCUCCCGGCGGACGUGGCAUGCCGCCAUUCCCGGCUCCUGGACAAGGCGGGCUACCGCCAUUCCCAGGCAACUUACCCUUCCCACCCCCCGGAGGUGGCCUGCCUUUCCCACCACCAGGUGCCGCAGGUGCUCCGCCAUUCCCAUUUCCAGGAAUGCCGCAAGGACAAGGCUUUCCUACCCCUCCGGGCAUGCCUCCCUUCCAACCACCCGGAGCUCAGCAGCACGGCGGACGCUAG